Molecule: messenger RNA, 599 nt
Organism: Calliphora vicina (urban bluebottle blowfly)
Lineage: Eukaryota; Metazoa; Arthropoda; Insecta; Diptera; Calliphoridae
Exons: 2
Coding region: 72-533 (153 amino acids)
Molecular function (GO): odorant binding
Source: RefSeq, a predicted model, not a curated record
AAAAUCUUUCUUGGAAAGGGUUGUCGGUACUCUCAAGUUGUAAUUAAAAUUAAAUAAAUUUUGUAUCAAAAAUGAAAGUCUUUGUAGCAAUUUUAGCUUUAGUGUCCUGUAUUUCCGCCAAAGAAUGGACUGUUAAAACUAAACAGCAAAUGACAGACAUUCGCAUUGAAUGCUUAAAUAAACAUCCACUCUCUCCUGAACAAUCAGAGAAAAUGAAUAAUUUUGAAUUUCCUAAUGAGGAAAACGUUCGCAAAUAUUUCCUCUGCACUGCGGAAAAAAUCGGCAUCUUCUGUCCGCAUCAGGGCUAUCAUGCGGAUCGUAUUGCUAAACAGUUCAAAAUGGACAUGGAGGAGGAAGAGGUCAAGAAAGUGGCCGAAGAUUGUAUUGCCAAAUUCCCCAAGGGCAAUAAGCCCAAUGAUGUGGCCGCUUUCGAAGUACAUGGUUGUUUGAUGAAGGCAACCAUUGGCGAGAAAAUAGAAAAUUAUAUUAAGAAACGUCAUGAAGCCGCCAAACAACAAGAACAAAGUGCAUAAGUUUAAGAAUAGAAAAAAUAAUUUAUGAUAGAAAUAAAUUAAUAUUUAGUAAAUAGUAUAAGAAAA